Molecule: messenger RNA, 3941 nt
Organism: Felis catus (domestic cat)
Lineage: Eukaryota; Metazoa; Chordata; Mammalia; Carnivora; Felidae
Gene: PNPLA8
Product: patatin like phospholipase domain containing 8
Exons: 9
Coding region: 226-2445 (739 amino acids)
Biological process (GO): arachidonate metabolic process
Cellular component (GO): membrane
Source: RefSeq, a predicted model, not a curated record
GUGGGGGUGGCGCCGCGGCCGCUGCUUUUCUGUUUGUGUUGGAAGCUCAGCUGAUGCGGGCCGGCCGGAGUGGACGUCCUCGCCGGGAAGAGGCGCGUCGCCACUGCCGCCCAAGUAGUUGCGGCCUGCAUCCCGGUAAGACCAUGAAUUAUGGCAUUUCUUAAAUGAAGCAUUCAGGAAUGAAGUGAAAAUCAUAACAUAUAGAAAAUAAAUGAUUUGUAAGUUAUGUCUAUUAAUUUGACUACAGAUAUAUAUUAUAUUUACCUCCUUAGUAAUGCAAGAAGUCUUUGUGGGAAGCAGAGAAGCAAACAACUGCAUUUCUUGUGCUCACCUAAACAUUACUGGAGGAUAAGCCACGUCAGUCUACAAAGAGGUUUUCAUACAAGCAAAAUAAGAUGUAAAUGGACCAAAAGUGAAGCACAUUCUUGCAGCAAGCACUGUUCCUCUCCAAGCCACCAUGGUUUACACAUUGGGAUUUUGAAACUUAGCACUUCUGCCCCCAAGGGACUAACAAAAGUGAGCAUUCGUAUGUCCCGUAUUAAAAGUACUUUGAACUCUGUUUCAAAGGCUGUUUUUGGCACUCAGAAUGAAAUGAUCUCACGUUUAGCUCAAUUUAAGCCAAGUUCUCGAAUAUUAAGAAAAGUAUCGGAUGGUGGCUGGUUAAAACAGAAAAACAUUAAACAAGCCAUCAAAUCUCUGAAAAAGUAUAGCAACAAAUCAGAAGAUACUUCUUUUUCGGAAAAGGAAAGUCGUGUUCUAGAUGAAGAUCUAGGUAAACAAAGCCUGUUUCGUUACACGCGUAGUAUAACCACAAAAUUUGGAGAGUCGUUCUACUUUUUAUCAAGUCAUAUUAAUUCAUACUUCAAACGUGAGGAAAGAAUGCCUCAAAAAAAAGAAAGUAAACAUUUCCAGGACAAAUCGGAACUUGAAGAUACAAAGGUUGAAGAAGGGAAAUCUAGCUCUCCAGAUCCUGGCUCCCUGAGGGAUAAGCUAGAUUCAGAAUCUUCCUUAUGUUCUGAGGACAAGCCUGCAAGUCCCGGUGGCACACCCGAGGCACUUCCAGUUUCUACUAAACAAAGUAUUGCUAACUUUCUUUCUCGUCCCACUGAAGGUGUACAAGCUUUAGUAGGUGGUUAUAUUGGUGGACUUGUCCCCAAAUUGAAGUAUGAUUCGAAGAGUCAGCCGGAAGAACAGGAGGAGGCUGUUAAAGCCGAGCAACCUGUCAGCAAAGACAAAAAUGCAGAGGAGAAAAAGCGGUUAUCUCUUCAGCGAGAAAAGAUUAUUGCAAGAGUGAGUAUUGAUAACAGAACCCGGGCAUUAGUCCAAGCAUUGAGAAGAACAGCUGACCCAAAGCUCUGCAUUAACAGGGUUGAAGAACUGACUUUUCAUCUCCUAGAAUUUCCUGAGGGAAAAGGAGUGGCUGUCAAGGAAAAAAUUAUUCCAUAUUUAUUACGAUUGAGACAAAUUAAGGAUGAAACUCUUCAGGCUGCAGUUAGAGAAAUUUUGGCCUUAAUUGGCUACGUGGAUCCAGUGAAAGGAAGAGGAAUCCGAAUUCUCACAAUUGAUGGUGGAGGGACAAGGGGUGUGGUUGCUCUUCAGACACUGCGAAAAUUGGUUGAACUUACUCAGAAGCCAGUUCAUCAGCUCUUUGAUUACAUUUGUGGUGUGAGCACAGGUGCUAUAUUAGCAUUCAUGUUGGGAUUGUUUCAUAUGCCCUUGGAUGAAUGUGAAGAACUGUACCGAAAAUUAGGAUCUGAUGUGUUUUCACAAAAUGUCAUUGUUGGAACAGUCAAAAUGAGUUGGAGCCAUGCAUUUUAUGACAGUCAAACCUGGGAAAAUAUUCUUAAGGAUAGAAUGGGAUCCUCACUAAUGAUUGAAACAGCAAGAAACCCUACGUGUCCUAAGGUAGCUGCAGUAAGUACCAUAGUGAACAGAGGGAUAACGCCCAAGGCUUUUGUGUUCAGAAACUAUGGUCACUUCCCUGGCAUCAACUCUCACUACCUGGGAGGCUGUCAGUACAAAAUGUGGCAGGCCAUCAGAGCCUCGUCUGCUGCGCCCGGCUACUUUGCGGAGUACGCACUGGGAAACGAUCUUCACCAAGUCGGCACACUCGAGGCUGGCACGCCUUUCGGCCUGGCGUGGCGUAGACGGACAUCCGAGUUUCUGCUGGAUGAACAGAGGCGGCGUACUCGGUGGCACAGAAGGUUUACUUCUCCCGGUCUUAACUGGCACUUUGAUCCGUUUAAGAUUCUCAUCGUUUGUGUGUAUUCUCUGCCAUGCUGUUUUGGAUUUCGGAAUGACUUAACUGUGUUCCUAACACGCACGCUGAAAAUUAGGCCUGUGGGAUCUGUAAUAAAGGUAAGCACGAUGCUGGCGUGUGUGCUUCAGUCACACAUGUCCCUCUUCCUUAGUCUAGAUGAGGGAGGGAAGCUUCCCCCUCCUUAGGACACCUCCUGCCAGUCAGGUGACAAAUGACAGAACCCAGUCUCCCCCUUUUUUGGGUCCCAGACCUGAGGCCGUCCACAGGCCAGCUUUCUGCAGUCUGUAGGUUUCAGCGACAGUCCAAACUCGAGCCUCUAUCAGCCACAAAGGGACUUUCUGAAAACAGCCAAAGAGCUGAAAUGUGGUGGGCCUGCGAAUAAACGGGCCCCUGUUGACUGGAGAUGUCUUUUGAAAGAAUAGCCUUUUCUCAUGAAAGUCAACACGUGUGGAUACCUAAAACACAUUCUUUUGAAGAGAUGACGCUAGAGCGUGAUGGAGAUGAGCGCCUCGGGGGAAAGUCGAGAUCAGAUCCGAAGUGGCAGCAAACAACCCAUCCUGAAAUGGAGACCAAAACGAGCAGUGAAAACACGUGACCCAGCGGUUUUUCUGCGAAUCCACACAGCCCCGCGUAUGCCUGUUACCCCAGAGGAAUCCUGAGGCUACACCCUGGGGAUGAAUGACGUGGGCCGUAAUAAAGGACCGUUAGGCUCGCGUCGGCUGUUCCAUAACUAAAGAGCCAGUUACCUCUGGGACAUUUCUGUGCUGCUGCCUUCUAGAGUAAUCUCACCGACGCAGGGUGUUACUUGAGAUACGUGUUUUUGAAAAGUUGUUUUGGCAACGCUUAAAAUAAUGAAGAGUUGUCAUUAUCUGUGAUCUAUGAAAUAAAUCCUCCCCCUCCCCCUAAGAUAACGGAACAUAAAUUCACAAAAGGUAAGGUGCGUUUCUCUUUCGUGGUCCGUGAGAAAUUUUAGUGACACUGGUUACUUCGUUACCAAGGCAAAAUGCUGCAUGUUUUUAAUGGGGCCUUGAAGCUAGAGAACACUAGUGUUGGCAGUGGGGGAGGUGGGGGAGGUGAUUUUCCACAAGGAAAGGAAGCCACUUAGCAGAAGUCUCUGAUCCUUUGAGUCCCCAGUUUUGUAAAAAGACAGUCAAAUCACUACCUCACUGGAGCUUGGAUCGCCGCAUGUACUGCUUUUUACCUUUGUGAGAAACUUGCAGAUUUCCCCAGGGGGAAAGGCUGUCGGCAAACACUUCUUGAAGUUCUAGGGCCGGUACUAAAAUAAGUUGCCAUUGAGCCUAUACACUCAAUGUAGUACCUAAUCCUAAAAUUUUAGAAAUUAUCAAGUCACAUCUUAUUUUUAAAAGUCGUGAUGCCUCUGCCAAAGAGCUAGGAAGUAGAAGCAGCAAUAUUUCUGAUCUGUGUUUUCCCCCACAAUUCUGAAUCAUCAAGAGAAAAUUGAAGCACCAUCAUUAUAUUCUUUUUUGAAAAGCAUAUGGCUUAUUGCAGAAAGGGUUUUUAUUAAAUGCACACCCCUGUACACACACUCUUUCCUAAGGAGAACUUAGCCAUGCAAAGUGGCUCAUUUGCCUAAGAUCCUAGUUUGCCAUAAUUUUGCUGUAGUACACUAAAAAAGAAUUUUGAGGGGCUCCGACUUUGGCUCAGGUCAUGGUCUCACGGU